This is a messenger RNA of Drosophila subpulchrella, 1715 nucleotides long. Its product is annotated as probable G-protein coupled receptor CG31760. Bases 36 to 563 code for a protein of 175 amino acids. The transcript has a single exon. The record is from RefSeq and is a predicted model, not a curated record. NCBI's taxonomy places the organism in Eukaryota, Metazoa, Arthropoda, Insecta, Diptera, Drosophilidae.
UUAAAUUUAAUUUCCACCAAUCGGAAUCGGAGGACAUGAUUACCCUGAAGGGAGAGCAGCCAGGAUCAGAGGAGGCGGCCUUGAUCGCCCAGUUUCGCCGCCUAUUUGCGCCCAUUUUGGAUGAUAGCUUGAACCUUUACUACCAACUCAACGACUUGGAUGACGCGGAGCACGUGAGGAUCCAUCAAACGGUGGCCCAGUUGAAUGAGCUGACCAGCAGCGAAGAGGAUACGAUGGUUACCCAGGUGAACAGCCCAUCGCCACCGGUGGAGGUGGAGCUCCUGCUGCCAUUUUCCAGCGAGAGUUCCACGGCCAGUAGUUCCCUCUACGCGAUCCACACCCCAUCUCCGGCUCAUCCCAGUGGUCUGCUCUUGAUGCCCCAGAAUUUGGAGUCACCAAUGCUGUCCUGCAGUGAUGCCAUCACAAUCACCGAGCAGGUGCAACUGCACAAUCCGCCGCAUCAUCUGCAGGUCCUCGAGGAUGAUAACAACACAUCCUGUUCGCUGUCAUCGAAUCUGACGGAUAGCAAAACCCUGGAUGGUCGUACACCCAUCGUAGUCUGACGUAUUCUCCACCCCCGAUCUGCUUAACUUGUGAUUUUGUUUACCCAGUCUUAGAGCAACAACAAACAGUUAGCGAAAAACAAACAGCUUAAUGUUUAAUAUAGUCUUAAAUAAUGUUGGUGUGUAUGUGUCUGUCAAAGUUGUUAAUAUAUUAAAAGCGUUUAUGCGGAUGAACAAGCAUUGAAUUACUGCAGCAAGAUGUUUUAAAGUCAUUUUCUGGAACCAAACAUUUUUAAAACAAAUUGAGUAUUUUUAAAGUAACAAAAAGUUUAAGAAAUAUCCCACCAACCAAAGUUAAUACCGAUCUCUUGAUUUUAUUACAACCCAUGGAAAACAAAAUCUGUUUUUAAAAUUAAAUUUCUCAAAAGUAAGAAAGCUUGACAAACUAUAUAUUUUUUUAUGCCUGACUGUAUUUAACUACUCUCUCCAAGGAUUAUAGUUUUGUACAACUUUCUUUCAAAGCUUCCCAUCAUCUUUAACUUUUCUACCGCAUAAACGCAACCUUCAUGUGUAUGUUAUAAUGUUUUAUUUUCGGCUUUUUAACCAUACACCCAUCCAUUAUACCAUCAUCCAUGAUCUCCAUCGUUUUAAAAACCGAAAAUGGAUCAGCAUUGAGCAAAUUUUUCUCACUUCGUUCGGAUCGAAAAAGAAAGUUGUAUAGAAGAACUGUAGACGGCCAGAUGGUCCGAUGGGUCUCAUAGAGUCCGUCGGAACCCUUAGGGACUUGGCAUUAACAAAUCUUAUUUAUCUCUCAUGCACCUAGCGAAUUAAAUUGCAUUUUUCCUUCUUCUCUUUGCACUCAUUCAUAGAAUAAUUAUUAUUUUUUGCUUCGUAGUUAAAUUUACAUGGUUUUCAUCGUCAUAUAACCUUUAUAAAUUUACAUCUAAGCAUAGCAAAGAGUCGAUUUUAGUGUACAAGAUGAUACAUAUACUGAUAUAACAAAUAAAUAAAUAAAUGGAAAUUUUAGCGUACUAUUUUAAGCUGGGAAAGUGUUAACAGACGCGCAAUUCUUCUUCAUGCAGUUGGGCAAUACGUAUAAUGAAAAGUAUUUAAAAACCAAAAGAAAACACCUUAAUACGAAAUAUAAACAUUGAAAGUAAGUUAAAGUUAAAAUAAAAUAUUGUAAAGGAAACAAUAUGGCAAAAUCAAAAA